CCACCGAGCAACAUUUUCAUUCGCUGUCCGGACACGACCCAUACGGUAUUAGAUUUCAACUUUGUAGUGAAAUUCCCCAAAGAAAAACACCAAAUGCGGCCUGUCAAUAGUUCCGCAGGUAGAUAUCGUCAAAGAAAUAACAACGAAUCGGCGGAUAAUAAUGGAAAUAAGAAUCUGAAAAUCAACGAGGGGCUACUUCGCUUGUUUUCCGUCUUCAACAUCCUGCUCUACAACGUUUGCAUUGGCUUAGAGGUGGUUUAUCCGUACCUCGGCCAAGGCAUCUGGGGUUCGAGCAUUCACAUGGUUUCAGGAUUGUUGGGAUUCGGUGCAUCCUAUCGCCCGACGCGCACAAGGUUGUCAUUUGUUAUGGCAUUUUCUUGUCUGUCCAUCUUGUUCGGCUUCAUAGUCAGUGGUUUGUCUUGGGCCGGCUACACAUAUUGUGACCCGUACUAUUCAUACGAAAAUCACAAAGACGGGGUAUACAUUGUGGGAGAUUGCCCCAGGCCGGCCUCUCAAUUGGCUCUGAUGAUUGUCAACAUUGUCGCCAUCGUCAUCAGCAGUUUCGUUGUGGCAUUAGUUUCGAAUCCGCUUUGCUGUGCCAAUCAGUCGGCAACGCAAAAUCUUCAUUCUUCCACCAUCCGCAUUUCUACGAUCGACAUGCCAGCAGAUACACCGGAUCUUUCAACCGGAACUAGAACAGUGAUUUCGUCCACGGGCAUCCACCUCUUUUCCUCGCACCGACCGAAAAUGGAAAUAUUAUCCCGAUUGGCUUUAUUUUCUCGACGCCAGGAAGAAGAAGAAAGACCUCCUCGCUAUUCGAUUGCUGUGGCAGAAUCUGAUUGGCUUUAGAGACGCACGUAACAAGAGACGAUAAAUAGCGGAAGUUUAACGUCAAAGUGCACCAGUCACUCUCACAUCUGAC
Messenger RNA from Daphnia pulicaria, 922 nucleotides. RefSeq lists its product as uncharacterized. The record is from RefSeq and is a predicted model, not a curated record. Lineage: Eukaryota; Metazoa; Arthropoda; Branchiopoda; Diplostraca; Daphniidae. Bases 94 to 849 code for a protein of 251 amino acids. The transcript is spliced from 6 exons.